Cydia pomonella (codling moth) is the source of this 2386-nucleotide messenger RNA. RefSeq lists its product as uncharacterized. NCBI's taxonomy places the organism in Eukaryota, Metazoa, Arthropoda, Insecta, Lepidoptera, Tortricidae. The annotation marks the transcript as partial. The record is from RefSeq and is a predicted model, not a curated record. The transcript has 6 exons.
AACUACCUCCAGACAAGCCAACAAUAAAGGCGGAAAAGGGAUGGUAUGCAUCGGGCGAUUCGCUUCGCGCACAAUGCUCAUCCCCGCCUGCCGAUCCUCCGGCAAAUCUCACGUGGCUUCUAAAUGGACGAGAUAUCCAGGGAAAGCCAGUAAUCCAGCAGCGCAUCCUGCCCAGCCCCGCCGUGUCCAUAGACUCGCCGUACCGGAGCUCUCCGCCCGGCGACGAGAACAACAACAUCAUAUUCAGCCCGUGGAAGGCUUUCGGCCCUUUUGUGGACACUGUGCAGGAAGGUGAAUUGCUCCCAAGCCAGGACACAGUGGUGUUGCCGACACCGAGACAGCCUGAUCUGUCCCUAGACGAAGACGCCACAGACCCGAUACCCACGAGAGUCACGUCCAACAAGGUGGCAUCAGUAAGCCAGCUGUCCUUCAUGGUGCGUCCAGACAGCUUCGAGCGCGGCCAGCUACGUCUGACGUGCAUCUCGUCUGUGCACUCAGUGUACAGCGAGCGAGCAGAACUGGUGAUCAAUGAAGAGCGACCGCAGAUCGCGUCCGUGCUGGGCACUAGAGACCGAGCAGGUGCGGUCGGUUCAUCGUUGGCGCUUACGCUGUUUUGUACAUCGCUUUCUGUUUACGAGAUAAUAAUCAGAGUCCUCCGAUGAUGUCAGGCCCCGGGCGGCUGGACCUUCGCAGUUUGUACAUAAAAGAAUUUAAAUAAGAACUACCAUUAUAAGAAUCGGUUGUAUUAUAACUACUCUGCUACCUUAUGUUUAGGGAUUAUUUAACAUAGACAUCGGACUUUUGAGGCAUAAUUAAAUGAAAGGAAUCUAGAGAGUUCCUAUAUCGAUGAAUUCUUUACCGAUGCUUUUCCUAUGUAGGUACUAGAGAUUACUCUAAUUUUUUCUUGAAAAAAUAAAAUUAUAUUAAAAGGUUGACAAAUGAUAUAACAAUAACUUAAUUUUCUUCUUCAUUCAAAGCCGAUUUUUUAAACUUCACUCAACAUUUCGUUUUUCUUCAAGUGUCUUUGGAAUAACUAUCCAAGCAGUACAAUGAUACUAAUACUUUAUCCGGUACACUAUUGAAUUAUAUAAAGAGAUAAUAAUAAAGUUAUAUGGGAUUAGCAUCGAUAAUUGAGUUUAUCGAUAUAGGAAUUCCCUACCUGUCUUUUAAUUUUUCCGCCAAAUAACCGAUGUCUGAACAUAGCAUAGCAUAUAGCCACGUGAUCUUCCUUUGUCCUUUAUAUUAUGAACCAGUUAUUAUUGGUCUCGCCUCGUAGAAAGCGGCCGAGUAUAGAGUAGACUUGAGAGUAUUAAGUUUAAAUUUAGAAUUCUCAUCUUCAUAGUUUUAUACUUGUGUGUAAAAUUCUGCUGCCGUUUUCUAAAUUACGAUACCCAUUCACUGGUUAAUGAUUAAGAGGUUCUCAUGUGUUUUCCAUAGAAUGUAUUAUAUUUCGAUAAGUCUGAAAAUAGUUCUUGUGUUGACCAUUCCUUAAAUGCCACUGUUUUGAUGAACAAAUGAGAAUAAAUAUUUCGAGUAGAUACCUAAUUUACUAGAAACAAAAUAAGUUGUAUUACUUUUGUCAAUGUAAAACUGGACACAGAACAGCAGCGUCUUCGCUUAACAUCAUUUUUUAUGAUAUGAUAUGCCUCCAUAUUUGUGUGAAAACUGGACAGUCUAAGGAAUUUAGAUAUGGUUAACGAUUUGUAUAAUUGAAAUGAAAUAUAAUAAUUUUUGGUUACAAUUUUAACAACCCUUGCUUUCGGCCUCAAACAAAUGUAUACAUUAUUGUAUUAGAAAAUUAAAAAUGUGCAUCGACUUUAUGUAAAAUUCAUUUACAUUUAGAUUUACAGUCAAAUUGAAAUAUCCUUAUUUUCAAUUUUCUUUCUGACCGAGCAACUAUACACUGGGAUAUUUUCAUAUUUCAUAUUAAGUUCUAAAAAUUUCUAGCGCUUAAAUUGAGUAAAUGUAUGUUCAGAUACACUUAAUCGUCUACCUAGUCAUAUUUUUAUUAGUUUAGACGUUUUGAAUGUGACAUUACGCUGUUCCUCACUGGCCGGCUCGGACUGUGGCGUACGCGCAAGAAGUAUUAAAAAACCGUUUUGCUUUAAAUAAUAAAUUUAUAAAGAACGUUGUUAUAGCAACGGCAUGGCGGUUGGCGUGGUGCCAAUAUUGAUACCGAAGCAAGCAAUAGAUUCCAAAAUUAAUAUCUUGAGCGUUGCGGGGGUUUCAAGGCACGAGGGUUAAAAAACUUAGCUACUACUGAGGGAAACACAAAAAUUUUCACCACACGCGAGAAAAAUACUAGCUGUAAAACAUUACUAAAUCAAAUCGAAAUGAACGCUAUUAUAGUUAUUUGUUUUACAAGGGGGCAAAGUUGUUGUUUAAC